Penicillium atrosanguineum is the source of this 1353-nucleotide messenger RNA. RefSeq lists its product as uncharacterized. Gene Ontology annotation, cellular component: membrane. Gene Ontology annotation, molecular function: carbohydrate:proton symporter activity. The record is from RefSeq and is a predicted model, not a curated record. NCBI's taxonomy places the organism in Eukaryota, Fungi, Ascomycota, Eurotiomycetes, Eurotiales, Aspergillaceae. The coding region runs from base 1 to 1353 and encodes 450 amino acids. Gene Ontology annotation, biological process: transmembrane transport; carbohydrate transport. The transcript has 4 exons.
AUGAAGUGUUUGCCCAUCACCGAUCGAUUCGGACGACGAUGGGCUCUACUCAUAGCCACAGUCAUUUACAUCGCGGGUGUUCUAGGCCAGGGUCUCAACGGUGGUAAUCUGUCAGGGAUGUAUGCAUCCAGAUUCAUCACAGGGAUCGGCAUCGGGGCAACAACUGUGAUUCCUCCAAUCUAUAUCACCGAAAUAGCCCCUAAGGCCAUUCGGGGCCUAUUGACCCUCCAAUACGCAGCAUGCCAACAACUGGGCGUCGUCUUUGGAUUCUUCAUUAAUUACGGCGUGACCAAGAAAUACGCCAACACAGACAACCAAUGGAUGAUUCCAACCCUCCUCCAAGUCCUCCCCGCCAUGAUCUGGGGUCUAGGUAUCUUCUUCUGUCCCGAGUCUCCACGCUGGCUCCUCUACGUCGGCCAACGUGAGAAAGCAAUGACAUCCAUGUCCAAGCUCCGCCACCUCCCAAUUGAUCACCCGUUCCUCCAAGUCGAGAUCUCCGGCAUGGAUGCUCGAAUCCUGCAUGAGACUGAAGCAGCCAGCAAUACCAGCCCAUGGGAACUCCUCAAAGAGACACUCCUCCCAGUUGAAAACAGACGCCGCUUUUUCCUAACCUUCAUGGCCACGCUCUUCUCGCAAUGGUCCGGCGCAAACGCCAUCACCCAGUACUCGCCCACAAUCUUUGGCUACUUAGGAAUCAACGGCGAUGAAGCCAAGUUCCUCGCCACGGGCAUCUACGGCAUCGUUAAGUUCGCCAGCACGCUCAUCUUCGCCCUCUUCAUUGUCGACUUCAUUGGUCGUCGUCGCUCUCUACUCACCGGAAUCACCCUCCAAAUCGCCACACUCGUCUUCGUGGGCGGUUACCUCGGAGGUACAAGGAACAUGACUCCCGAGUACAUUCAAAGCACGCCGGCUGUCGCGCGCGCCUCAACAGCCGCAAUAGUAGCCAUCUUCCUCCACGCCGUUGCGUGGAGUAUCGGCUGGUUCAGCAUGCCCUACCUAAUUGGUUCCGAGAUCUUCCCAACUAGGAUUCGCUCAUUUAAUAUGUCCGUGUCGAUGGGAUUCCAUUGGGCAUUCUAUUUCGGGUGUUCGCGCGCCAUGCCGAGUCUACUCGCCGCCAGUCAGAAAUGGGGAGCCUUUGUGUUCUUCGCUUCUAUCUGCUUGAUUUCUUUAGUUUAUGUUUUCUUCGCUAUGCCGGACACGACGGGUCGGUCGCUUGAGGCGUUGGAUAGUUUAUUCCAAAGGCCGUGGUAUACCGUGUACAAGGUUGCGUAUCCGAAACAUGAGGGUCUUCAGAUUGAACUAUUUGAGAAGGGGGAGCUUGCGCCUAAGGCUGAACAUUAUGAGUCUGCAUGA